This is a messenger RNA of Auxenochlorella protothecoides, 882 nucleotides long. RefSeq names its product ATP-sensitive inward rectifier potassium channel 12. Lineage: Eukaryota; Viridiplantae; Chlorophyta; Trebouxiophyceae; Chlorellales; Chlorellaceae. The coding region runs from base 1 to 882 and encodes 293 amino acids. Gene Ontology annotation, cellular component: plasma membrane. Gene Ontology annotation, biological process: regulation of monoatomic ion transmembrane transport; potassium ion import across plasma membrane. Gene Ontology annotation, molecular function: inward rectifier potassium channel activity. The transcript is spliced from 9 exons. The record is from RefSeq and is a predicted model, not a curated record.
AUGAACCAUAAGAUGACAAUGUACUACAACGACAUGUUCCACACCCUGGUGAACAUGCCAAACUACUUAUUUUUCCUAACUUUCCUGCUGUCAUAUCUGAGCAUGUACACCACCUUCGCCUUUCUGUACAUGCUGGAGCCCGAUGGCUGCAUCACUAAGGUCCACCAGUUCUCCCACGCCAUGUGGUUUAGUGUGCACACCUCGGCCACCAUUGGAUACGGCCACAUGGCGCCAAAUCCAGACUGCGUCAGCACCAACCUCCUGAUCCUGGCGGAGGUGUUGACCACCUGCCUGCUGCAGGCUGCCCUGCUGGGCGUUGUAUACGCGAGAUUCAGGCACGCCUUCUGGAUCGUGCCUGGCAGUGGGCAUGUCACGCCUUCCAAGAGGGCCAGCACCCUCCGCUUCAGCGAGAUCAUGGCCUGCCACGACCAGGAUGAUGGCACCCAGUGGCUCUGCUUCAGGGUGGCCAACCUCCGCCAACACCAGCUGCUGCAUCCUGAGGUUCGCAUGCUCUUCAUGCGCCUCGUCCACCAUGGACCAGACAGCCAUGAGUACGUCUACUCCGACCUGAACGUCAGACAGGCGAGGCCCGAGCUGGGCGGCGGGAAGCUGUGGAUGGGGGUGCCCUCCAUCCUGUACCACACUGUGGAUGCUGACAGCCCCUUGUAUGGCCUGAACGAGGAGGAUCUGGAUGAGAUGGAUGUGGAGAUCCUCGCGAGGAGGUCCUACUUCCCCUCUGACAUUCGGUGGGGACACCAGUUCCGGCCUGUCCUGCGGAGAGGCCACAGCGGCCGGCUGGGCGUGGACUAUGCCGACUUUGAUGCCACGCAGACGGCGGCGCCUCCCGCUCCAAGCACUGCAGAGUCAGAUGGCGGCGUCUGA